Drosophila nasuta is the source of this 3345-nucleotide messenger RNA. Its product is annotated as MAP/microtubule affinity-regulating kinase 3-like. NCBI's taxonomy places the organism in Eukaryota, Metazoa, Arthropoda, Insecta, Diptera, Drosophilidae. The transcript has 2 exons. Gene Ontology annotation, cellular component: cytoplasm. The coding region runs from base 747 to 2951 and encodes 734 amino acids. Gene Ontology annotation, biological process: microtubule cytoskeleton organization; intracellular signal transduction; protein phosphorylation. The record is from RefSeq and is a predicted model, not a curated record. Gene Ontology annotation, molecular function: ATP binding; tau-protein kinase activity.
AUACUCGUACAUAUGUAUCUUUGAAUUUGCUGGUCGUGGAUUAACGCUUAAUUUAUUUUUGAUUGCUGCCAAGGGAACAAACUAAACGUAGCGCAGAGCGCAUUUGUUGACAUUUGGAUGUUGUCGGAACUCAACUUGAUAUUAAAUGUGACACCAAAAGCGAACCACGGAAUACACGAUCGCACGAGCAACGCUAUCGUCCACAAGGGGGAAAAGGAAGACUGCAGGAGUAAACACUCGACUUCGAAGGGGGUUGAAAAUUCGAAAGAAGAAGCGCAGCUGAAAUGCUCGCCUAAAAGGGCGAUCCUGUAAGGACGAGAAAGAGAACGGGGACGAGGACGUGUUGCUGCUUUAUCAGUCAUGCGUUGCUAGCACCGCCAGAUGAACUGCUAAGGGUUGGAGACGGAUCACGAACCACGUGCCACGAACCCCGUGUGCUUCGUUCUUAUCUUAAAGCUUACAGACCGAGAACCGACGUCCCCUGAGGGUGUUGAAAAAAGAGCAGAUGUGUCGAGCUGUCGAGUCAACAAUUGCAGCUCAAUAAAGGACGCGGCACCACAAACAAAAAAAGAAGAACAAAAAAACCGAACCAAAACUAUGCAAGGCGCGUGCUUGACAUGCGCAAGGAACUUAAGUGAACCCUCCUCCUCAACUUGGAACUGAACUUCUGCCUUCUGCUGCUUGUGCAAUCUUGUUAGCUUUGACUUUUGUGCUUUGGCAAGUUGACGAAAUUUUUGUAGCUUAGAAUGUCGGCGGAUAAACAUUUAGAAAUUGUAGAAUUCGGUUUGGCAGAUGAGAGUGUGGCUAAAAUAAAAGCAGCAGCGGCAGCAGUUGACGAGAAAGCACCCAAAACAUUGAAAACAUCUGAAAAGGAGAACUGCUAUCAGCUUAAAGGUGGCAUCACCGCAGCAGCCACCGCAGCAGCAGUCACAAUCACAGCAACAACAACAGCAACAUCGACAGCAACAAAAGUUUCUGGAGCAGUGUCGAGCGGUGCCAAAGCGGUGCCAGCGACUCCAAGCAACGCAACGGUUCGCUUAAGUGAUUCCACCACAGUCGACGAUGCUGCCGCCGAUGGGAUGAACAACGGUUCCGAUCUCAAGCUACAAUCGUAUGUGAAUGGCAAUGGCAAUGGCGUCUACAAGAUCAUUCGGACACUGGGCAAGGGUAACUUUGCAAAGGUCAAGCUGGCCAUCCACAUGCCCACGGGUCGCGAAGUGGCCAUCAAGGUGAUAGACAAGACGGAAUUGAAUGCGACAGCGAGGCAGAAGCUGUAUCGCGAAGUGCGCAUCAUGAAGCUUCUGGAUCAUCCGAAUAUUGUGCGACUCUUCCAGGUGAUCGAAUCGGAGCGCACGCUUUAUCUGAUCAUGGAAUACGCGAGUCGCGGCGAGCUCUUUGAUCAUCUGGUGAAGAACGGUCGCAUUCGCGAGCGCGAUGCCCGCGUCCUGUUUCGCCAGUUGGUUUCUGCCAUACAAUAUUGCCACAGCAAGUUUGUUGUGCAUCGCGAUCUUAAGGCCGAGAAUCUGUUGCUUGAUCAGCACAUGAACAUCAAGAUUGCCGAUUUUGGCUUCGGCAACACCUUCAAUCCUAAUGCUCAGCUGGAGACGUUUUGCGGCAGUCCGCCCUAUGCAGCCCCCGAACUGUUUAUGGGUCGCAAGUAUGCGGGUCCCGAGGUCGAUGCUUGGUCACUGGGCGUGGUGCUCUACACGUUAGUCAGCGGUUCGUUACCCUUUGAUGGUGGCACAUUGAAGGAACUGCGGGAACAUGUGCUCCGUGGCAAGUACCGAGUACCGUAUUACAUCUCCAUGGACUGCGAGAAUCUGAUGCGCAAGUUUCUGGUGCUUAAUCCGGGCAAGCGAACCACGCUCAACGCUGUCAUGGCCGACAAGUGGCUCAAUCUGGGCUACGAGGACACGGAUCGUCUGCGUCCGUUCCAGGAGCGUCCGCUGGAUCUGCAGGAUCCGCUGCGCAUCGAGCAACUGCUGGGCAUGGGCUACAAGCGACGCGAUGUGCUCAAUUCGCUGCGGACGCAAGCUUUCGAUGACAUCUACUGCAGCUACAUGCUGCUCGCACUGCCCAAGCCGCGUAGCUCACGCCAUGCAUCCACCUCGGAUGCCUCAGAACCGUCGCAGGCCAGCUCAGCAGCAGUCAAACAGCUGGCAGCCACACAUCGUCCGGUGGCGCCGCGAUUGCCCAAUGUAGCGCCUACUGUGGUCAGCAGCACAGCGUCCACCUCUACGUCCAUUGUCACCGCACCUCCAGCCAAGCCCACGCGUCGCACCUUCACACGCAGCAAGAACGCCGCUAGCAACACUGCGAAUCCUGCCUCCGCCUCCAUAUCGAGUACUCGCUCGCCACAAACGCCGCACAGCAAACGCUCCAGCAGUGCUGCCAGCGGCAAUGGUAACGCUGUCGAUGUCAAGCCCACGCUGUUGAGCGCUCAACGACAGCUGGCGCAGACCCAGAAGAUGGCUAAUUCGCCGCAGCGUUACUUCUACCAGGGAUCUUCCGCACGACGACCCACAACACUCUACGAGAAGGGGGACGCCGGCUCACCUAUGCCCAGCACGCCGGGCACACCGUCGACCACGAGUGUUCGCCAGCACAAGUCACCCAUGUCGGAGCGACGUCCGCUGGCGCAGGCUGCGGUGAUGGCCACCGCUCAAGUUGUAGCCGGGCAACCGGAGAAGCCAUCGGAGAAGCACUUUACGCGAAGCAAUGUGGCGCGUGCCACGUUCCACUUUGGCCAGGGACGCAGUGGCAAGCAUGGACGCAGUGCCGCCAGCGAGGACGACGGCUACCAGGCUAUGGCGCCACCGUUGUCGGCCGAUGACACCAAGCCCGCUUCCCGUGUCGGAUUCUUCUCGAAGCUGACGGCACGUUUUGGACGUCGUGUUAUUCAGUUGAAUGAGAAGGAGACGUGCGAGCAGCGCAAGAAUCUCACCAAGUAGCAUGUUCUCCUUCUCACUCACACACACUGCACACAUACGUAUAUAGACAAGAGACAAGUACACAAUAGCUAGUAGUUUUUGUAUGUAAUGGAUACCGAGAAAUUGCUUUCGCUGUGCGCUGCCAAGUACAAAAGAAAACUUAAGAAAAACCCUUAAGAGAAAAAGUAAACAUAACUAAUCUAAAAGGAUGUGCUUUAGUAGUAGUGAAAGAACAUCGAGUGGAAAAAGUCUGCGUGAAAAUUGUGAACUGCUAAUUAGAACAAUAAGUGAUAGUAGAGUAAAUACUUAGUUGGUAUAUUUUAUAAACUUAAUGACAAGAAAUUAAAAUAACAUUAAACCUAAAUAAUAUACACACUAGACGGAAUACUAUAGUGACGAGUUUGCAAUAAACGUU